UAUUCUGGUUUUGUAGGUCAUUGCCUGUGGUCCGGAAAGUUGUAGUUCCGUAACCUGUGUUGGUUCCUAUUCGACUCGUGUGGUUUUGAAAUGUUUAAGAAAAAACAUAAUAUUCCACCGAGACCAAAGCCACCAGUUACGGAACAAAUAUUAGAUGAUAUAAACAAUGCUCCAGAAGACGAUGUUGUCUUUAUGGUCAUGACUUCUACAUCAGAUUCCUCAAAAAACUGCUCUGCUGCAGUCAGUGACACCCCUUCUUCACAAAUUGUAAUUGAGAACAUUAGUAACCCAGAAGCUGUGUACCAGAAAGUCCAAAGUUUCUUAGAAGUGAAUAGUAACUUGCAAACUGUGAUGCAAAAAUUGCAAGCACAGAAGAAGUCUCUUGUGACAAGUGAUUCUGAAUUAAAGAAAAUGGCAGAAGAUAUAAGGAGGCAAGCAACUGAUGCUUUAAAAUAACUGCAAGAAAUGUACUGGAACUCACUUAAUAUUUAACAGCACAGCCAUGUGUUAGAGAUUUGCUUUAAAGAGAGAGACAACAUUUCUGAGGUAAUAUAAGUCCAGUGAACAUCUAGACCUCCAGUUUUGAACUGGGAGUAUGGUCAAAAUGACUAUUUUUACAGCUUUUUCUGCACAUGGAAUGGAUAGUCUCUUUAAAAUUAAAAUGACUAUUUAUUUGUGUUUAUAGUGAAUGAUAAUGAGAUAAAAUUAAGUUGCCACUGCAAAAUGUGUAGAAAGGCUGAUCUAAACUAUGGAGAUUUAAUUUUAAUUUCUAUAUAGUAUGAUCAUUUUGGAGGAUAAGCUUUUAAGUUUGGUAUUACUUGUAUAAUAUUUUUAAUAAUGUUCCAAUUUGGUGCAAAACCAGAGUGUCACAACUUCCAUUUAUGAUGUUGUAUUUUAGCGUCCUGUUGCACUGAUUCAUGUCCAUGAUGUGUAUGUAUUGACUGUCUUCUAGUGCACAC
Molecule: messenger RNA, 959 nt
Organism: Cryptotermes secundus
Lineage: Eukaryota; Metazoa; Arthropoda; Insecta; Blattodea; Kalotermitidae
Product: UPF0449 protein C19orf25-like
Exons: 2
Coding region: 91-456 (121 amino acids)
Source: RefSeq, a predicted model, not a curated record